Molecule: messenger RNA, 2802 nt
Organism: Sorex fumeus (smoky shrew)
Lineage: Eukaryota; Metazoa; Chordata; Mammalia; Eulipotyphla; Soricidae
Gene: BNC1
Product: basonuclin zinc finger protein 1
Exons: 5
Coding region: 1-2802 (933 amino acids)
Biological process (GO): regulation of transcription by RNA polymerase I
Cellular component (GO): nucleus
Source: RefSeq, a predicted model, not a curated record
AUGGGCCUCAGUGCCUUCAGUCUGAAGCAGGGGCGGACCUUUGGCAUCACCAGCGAGUACUGCUGUAUUCUCUUGCAGGCUAUCGGCUGUACUCUCAACUGCACGUGCCUGAGCUUCAAACCGGCAAAAAUAAAUCACCGCCAGUGUGAGCAGUGCAGACAUGGCUGGGUGGCCCACGCGCUCAGUAAGCUGAGGCUCCCCGCCAGCCAGGUGGAGAUCGUCCAGUCCAAUGUGGUGUUUGACAUCAGCAGCCUGAUGCUAUACGGGACCCAGGCCGUCCCCGUCCGCCUGAAGAUCCUGCUGGACCGGCUCUUCAGUGUGCUGAAGCAGGACGAGGUCCUUCGCAUCCUGCAUGCCCUGGACUGGACUCUUCAGGACUACAUCCGGGGCUACGUCCUGCAGGAUGCAUCAGGAAAGGUGUUGGAGCACUGGAGCAUCAUGACGGGUGAGGAGGAGCUGGCCACGCUGCAGCAGUUUCUGCGCUUCGGGGAGACCAAGUCCAUCGUGGAGCUCAUGGCCAUCCAAGAGAAGGAGGAGCAGGCCGUGGUCACGCCCCCCUCCCCUGCCAGUGUGGACAUCAGGGCCUUCAUCGAGAGCGCCGGGCCCCGCAGCGCUGGCCUCCCUGGGCCCCUGGACCACGGCCACCCCAGCAGCAUCCACCCUUUCGAGAACCUUCUGAACGGCGUCACAUGGAUGCUGCCCUUCCAGUUCUUCAACCCAGUGCCACCGGCGCUCAUCGGCUCUGUGCCUGACCACUUCACACUGCAGCAGCCAAAGGACACCGCCCAGGAGCCCCAGCGGGAGCCACGCGCUUCCUUCCCUGACGGCGGUCGCCUCCUGUCCUCCCCAUCCGCGCCAUGCCAGGAGAAGAAGCCAUGUCUCAGCUGUCCGGAUGCUGCCCCUAAGAAGGAGGACGUAGCCCAGCUAGGCGGCUCGGGCUCCUUCCCCGUCAUCAUGAAGCUCGAGCGGGUGCCAGCAUCCCCCGAGGCCAAGGUGAGGCCCGAGCAGAAUGGGCUGGGCCCCAAAAAGGGCCGCGUGUUCUGCUCAGCGUGUGAGAAGACCUUCUAUGACAAGGGCACACUCAAGAUCCACUACAAUGCCGUGCACCUGAAGAUCAAGCACCGGUGCACCGUGCAGGGCUGCAACAUGGUGUUCAGUUCUCUGAGAAGCCGCAACCGCCACAGUGCCAACCCCAACCCCCGCCUGCACAUGCCCAUGAACAGGAACAACAGGGACAAGGACCUCAAGAAUGGCCUAAGCCUGGUCGCCCUGGACAGCCGCCCACGCCCGGGCCUUGCCGAUGAUCCCAGGGGCCAGCCUGCCUUCCCGAGUCCCCAGCCCAACGGCGACCUCUUCCCGCACCUCAAGUCUGUGCGGCCUGUCCUGCCAUUCUACCACAGCCCCGCAGCCCCAGACGAGCUGGCCAAUACCCCUGGUGGGCUGCCCUCACUGCCCCUGCUGUCCUCUGCAGUCCCCGAGCAACCGGUGGCCAACGAGGUGCUGCCCAAAAAGAAAUCACGCAAGUCCAGCGUGCCCAUCAAAAUCGAGCCCGAGGCCGCAGACCGCGCCCAGGACAAACGGCUCAGCUCAGAUGAGGACAGUGAGUACCAGUCUGAGGGCCGAAGGCCGGACUCACGCCAUUCCCCAGAGGAGCAGUGCCCGCCCCCAGGGGGCCUGGGGACGCCCCCCUCCGUAGGAGACCAGCCCUACCCUGCUGACUCGGGGCCUGGGCCCAGUGCAGCCCCUGGCCACUCCGAGAGUGAUGCAGAACUGCAGCCAACACUGACCGUCACAGCAGGGGAGGUGGAGGCAGGAGGCCGUGAGCUGCGCCUGCCCCCUGCUCUGGAGACCUGCACCCCCUUCCCCGGCUACGUGCAGCUGCAACAGCACCUGCUGCCUGGCAGGCUCCUGGGCGCUCUGGCCCACGGCGCCGUGGCCUUCCCGUGCUUCCAGGGCUCUGCAGAGCCCGAGCCACCGAACCCGCAGGCUCUGGGGAGGCGGGAGGAGCCUCGCUUCCAGUGUGGCGUGUGCAAGAAGAGCUUCAAGAAUGCCUGCGGGGUGAAGAUACACCAGAAGCACAUGCAUGCACGGGAGCCUCACACCUGCGCAGGGGCCAGCUGCGGGGCCACCUUCGCAUCCCCCAGGAGCAGACACAGACACAGUUCGAACCUAAACCUGCACCAGAAGGCAUGGACAUGCGAAGCCCUGGACAGCAGUGCUGACCCCUUCCACGGGGACUGCCUUCUGAGAGGCUCAGCACCAGAGGCCCACCAGGACGCGGUGGCCCCGCAGCCGGCCUCCCAGCCCUCCGCCAUCUUCCAGGGGGCCAGUAGGACAGGCAGCCUGGUGCAUCCCCUGGAGGGCCUGAGCUCGGGGGCACCCAGCGAGGCCACCGCCCUGGACCUGAGUACCACCUGGAGCACCAAGUCGGGCAGCAGCCACUCAUCCUGGGACUCGGACGGGGUGAGCGAGGAAGGGACAGUGCUUAUGGAGGACAGCGAUGGAGACGGUGAGGGAGCCCCGAGCCUGGCCCCUGCGGAGGACAGCUCCCUGCUCUACGUGCCCUUGCCCAAGGCCGACCCAAGUCUGGGUAUCACAUGCCACCUGUGCCAGAAAACCUACAGCAGCCAGGGCACCUUCCGGGCCCACCACAAGACCGUCCACCUCCGCCAGCUGCACCGUUGCAAGGUCCCGGGCUGCGGCACCAUGUUCUCAUCUGUUCGCAGCCGGAACCGGCACAGUCAAAACCCCAACCUGCACAGGGGCUUGGCUGCCUCCCCGAUGAUGGGCCUCCCCCAGUGA